GCUAACGUUUCGGUUGGAAGUAAGCUAGCUAACUCUGCUCCAUUUUAACGGUGUUUUUCCACUGAUUACAAACCUAACGCAAAGAUGCAAAUAUGAUGGCGGUAAUUAUUCGUCUUGUGUCGGACUUUCCGAGAGUUUCUGACAGCGGAGCAUCGAGUCGAGGAGGGAAAAAUACCUCUACCGUUGAAAAAUGGAAAGUUGCCCCGGUUCGGUGAGCUGAAAAAUGGGAGCAAGCGCUUCAGUAUCGCUCUGUACUGAUGCCUCUUCAGUGAGAAUCCUGAGAACCAGUGCUAAAGUCAGCCCCGAACCCACUGUUCCCACCCUGGUUUCACAGCCUGAACUGUCUGUGAGGUGUGUGUUUGGUGUUGCCUUUGAAACACUGAGAGAGGAUGGGCAGAUGAUCUGCGGAAUACCAGUUGUUCUAAGAGACGUGGUGGAGUUCCUGGAUAAGAAUGGAAUGCAUCACAGAGGCUUGUUCCGCCUGUGUGGCUCGGUGGUGCGGACUAGGCAGCUGAGGCAGCGGUGGGACCAUGGAGAGAGGGUGGACCUCGAGCAUGAGGCAGAUGUCCCCACAGCGGCCUCGCUCCUAAAACUCUUCCUUCGGGAACUGCCCUCCCCUCUAGUUCCUGAGCUGCAGCGCAAACAGCUGGUUUUGGGCCUAACAGGGUCUACAAAUGAGGUAGAGAUGAACCUGUCUCUGAGAGAAAACCUUUUCCACCUCCCCGAUGACAACCUCACUAUUUUGUCUUACCUCAUCCACUUCUUGUGCAGAGUGGCUGCUCAUAGCCAAACAAAUCACAUGCCUGUGGAAAAUCUGGCGACCAUCUUCGGGCCUUGUAUAUUUCACGUUCCUGCAGGACCCCGGAUACUGGAGGAGCAGAGUGUGUGUAACACCCUGUUGCUCCAUCUUCUGAAGCAUCAGAACGUUCUCUUUCCAAUCCCAGCUGAGGACACAGUGGCCACCUCCAUCACCUCCUCCUCACCUCCCCCUCCUACUCUCUCUGCCCUUUCACACUUUGAGGUUCAGUCCAGCAGCUGUCACUCCAAGCAGAAUAGUAUUGAGAGGUUGGAAGGAAAGACCACUUCCAUCUCAGCGACCAGUGCUUUACUGAUGCAGUGUGAACUCAACAGUCCUGACACACUGGCGCAGGGUUGUGAAACCAGCUCUGACGUCAACGCUGACAUUCAGAAGCUGAUUCCAGACCAGGAGGCUCUGGAGCAGAGCGGUGACAGCACAGGGACGGCCUGUGUGCCCUCCUCCCCCUCUGACCCCGGGCCAGAGCAACACCUGCACCAGAGCAGACCAUCCCAAACUCUCCGGGGGGGGCCACCAGAGUCGGAGUGUACCACACAAGGGACCUUUUCACAGCACAAGACGCCAACUUUCACCUCAAUUUCAAAUGAGAAAAGGGAAGAAGAGAUAGAUAAUAGAUGGACAUCUUCCUCGCCCAUCAAAGAUGACUUUUCAAUGGCUUCCACUGAUGCAGGCCAGAAAUCGACUGUUUCAGACUGCUGCAUAGCCAGUGAAUCACAGAGCAACAUCCAAACUCAGCACACAGAGAGCAUGCCGUGCUGCACAGAGUACAAGACAGAAGACAAAACCACAAAAUCUGAGAAGGGGAGAAGAGGAGGAGGAUGUAGUGGUUCUCCUGACGGACACAAUGAUUGCAGGGUCAGGAACAACAGGCGUGACAGCCCCUCCCUCAAGUUACAAGCCUUGGAGGCUGACUUGGGAACCCUGCCUGCACCACAAGACCCCCAAGCUCAGGAUAACCUACCUACCCAGCAGCAGCCUCUUUCCGCCGAAGAGCAGAGCCUGUUUUUGACCCACAAGCUGCUUCUUCACUCGCCGUCACCCCCACCAGCUCAGGAUCAACUCGACUCAUCACAUCCUGUUCACUCCCCAUCGCCUCAGUCCAGUCCAGUUCUCUCCACUUCCAGUCUUCCUGAGGGGAUUUCACGAUGUGACACUCUGCUGAGCCCACCAGGCCCUAAAACCAGCCCGCUACUCUCUCAUUUUACAAUGAGUGACUGCCCCGUUCCCUCGCCGCGCUGCCCCAACCUCAGUCACAGCCUGCGCUACAACCUAGACCCUGAUACAGCCCCUUCUCCACCGUGCUCACAGCACAUACGCAUGGCUCGCAGCAGUGUCCACGCAGAGCCAGAUGAGGGCUCUGUGUCCAUCUCAGUGCUCAACAGACACAUUCACACCCUGAGGAAGAGGAUCAGGCGCUUUGAGGAGCGUUUUGAGCAGGAAAGGCACUAUAAGCCGGCCCACAACGACAAGACUGCACAUCCAGAAGUGGCCAGACUGAUGAAGGAGCUAAUCAAGAGUCGCAAGCAGCUUAAAGAGAUGAAGCUGAGACAAUCAGAAGGGGGUCUGAAAGGGGAGAGAAACUCAAACUCGUCGUCUGAAACAUGCAGGACCAACACAGACCAGAAGGAGGCAGCACUAACAGAGACUGAACUGCAGCAACUUAACAACAACAGCAACAACAAGCCAAACAUGGAGGAAACGGUCAACAUUAUAACCAACAGACUGAAGGAAAGACGGCGAGAGCUGGGCCUGCCUGACAGCGUUAAGGAUAUGUCCCAGUUCCAGUUGACUAUGGAGAAGACCAGCCUGCAGAAGUGUUUGCUGUACUUUGAAAAUCUGCACGGAAGACCGAGUACCAGGCAGGAGCGGACUCUGAUGAAGCCUUUCUAUGAUCGGUACCGUCUAGUCAAGCAGCUGCUGCAUUCCUCUGCUGCUGCAACAGUCAUCACCACCAUUGAGGAAGAGGAGGGCUCUGAUGAAGAGCGUCCCAAACAGCGAAGCCCCAGGCUGCAGCCGCUCCGGCUGAGGUCUCCCAGGUGUCUGUCUUCAGAUGAGUCGCUGCAGCUGCCUCCUGAAACGUCUGAAACACCUCUGGUGUCCCCGCUGGAGGAGGUGAAGUGUUUCCAGCCACAGAUCAUCACCAUGGCAACACUGCAUGAAGCUUCCAGACCAGAAUUACUGGAUCACCUCAGGAUGGCACGGUUAGAGAAGCGGAGGCUUCACCAGGCGCUGCGAGAGUUUGAGGAGCAUUUCUACAUGCAAACUGGCAGGAUUUGUCAGAAGGAGGACCGUGGGCCGAUGGCGGAGGAGUACUGCCAGUACAAGAACCUCAAAGCGAAGCUCCGUUUACUGGAGGCCCUGCUCAGUAAACAACAGGACUCAACCAAGACCAGUUGAGUUA
This is a messenger RNA of Centropristis striata (black sea bass), 3218 nucleotides long. RefSeq names its product protein FAM13A-like. NCBI's taxonomy places the organism in Eukaryota, Metazoa, Chordata, Actinopteri, Perciformes, Serranidae. The transcript has 21 exons. The coding region runs from base 224 to 3214 and encodes 996 amino acids. Gene Ontology annotation, biological process: signal transduction. The record is from RefSeq and is a predicted model, not a curated record.